CGAGGAAACUCUCAUAGAAAUGCUGCAAAUGACUGGGGCCCCGCAUGCAUUUGCCACCCGACGGCUCGAAGCCCACCUUUCCCGCACGGACUUUACGGACCGAGCCCGGGGCUGGCGCUUUCGAGGGCGGAGGCUGGGAGCAUGAGACCCGCAGGCUGGGGGCUGUGCUGGACAGCCGCCCUGCUCCUCGCAGCGAUGGGGGCGGCAGUGGAAGACAAAUGCGGCAGAAACGAGUUCCAGUGCCAAGAUGGGAAGUGCAUCUCCUACAAGUGGGUUUGUGACGGGAGCGCCGAAUGCCCAGAUGCCUCAGAUGAGUCCCAGGAGACCUGCAUGUCUGUCACCUGUAAGUCGGGGGACUUCAGCUGCGGAGGCCGUGUCAACCGCUGCAUCCCUCAGUUCUGGAGAUGUGACGGCCAGGUGGACUGCGAGAAUGGCUCGGACGAGCAAGGCUGUUUACCCAAGACGUGCUCCGAGAACGAGUUCCGCUGCCAGGAUGGGAAGUGCAUCGCCCUGGACUUUGUCUGUGACUCGGACCGGGACUGUUUGGACGGGUCUGACGAGGCGUCCUGCCCCGUGCCCACCUGUGGCCCUGCCAACUUCCAGUGCAACAACUCAGCCUGCAUCCCCGAGCUGUGGGCUUGUGAUGGCGACCCCGACUGCAAGGACGGCUCAGAUGAGUGGCCGCAGCACUGCGAGGGCCGCAAGCUGUCAGUCCCCCAAUACGACAACGGCCCGUGCUCGGCCCUUGAGUUUCACUGCCAGAGCGGCGAAUGUAUCCACUCCAGCUGGCGCUGUGACGGCGGCCCUGACUGCAAGGACAAGUCCGACGAGGAGAACUGCACUGUGGCCACAUGCCGGCCUGAUGAGUUCCAGUGCUCAGACGGGACCUGUAUCCAUGGCAGCCGGCAGUGUGACCGGGAAUAUGACUGUAAGGACUCAAGCGACGAGCUUGGAUGCAUCAACGUGACACUGUGCGAGGGGCCCAGCAAGUUCAAGUGCCACAGCGGCGAAUGCAUCACGCUGGACAAAGUGUGCAACUCGGUCAGGGACUGUCAGGACUGGUCGGACGAGCCCCUCAAGGAGUGUGGGACCAACGAGUGUCUGGACAACAAGGGUGGGUGUUCCCACAUCUGCAGUGACCUCAAGGUGGGCUACGAGUGCUUGUGUCCUGAGGGUUUCCGGCUGGUGGACCAGCGAAGAUGCGAAGAUAUCGACGAGUGUCAGGACCCCGAUGUGUGCAGCCAGCUGUGCGUGAACCUCGAGGGCAGCUACAAGUGCGACUGUGAGAAGGGCUUCCAGCUGGACCCGCACACCAAGGCCUGCAAGGCUGUGGGCGACAUCGCCUACCUCUUCUUCACCAACCGCCACGAGGUGAGGAAGAUGACCCUGGACCGCAGCGAAUACACCAGCCUCAUCCCGAACCUGAAGAACGUUGUGGCCCUGGACACAGAGGUGGCCAGCAACAGAAUUUACUGGUCUGACCUGUCCCAGAGGAAGAUCUACAGCACCCAGAUCGACAGAGCCCCCAGCUUUUCCACCUAUGACACCAUCAUCAGUGAGGGCGUCCAGGCCCCCGAUGGGCUGGCUGUGGACUGGGUCCACAGCAACAUAUACUGGACAGACUCCAUCCUGGGCACCGUCUCCGUGGCUGACACCAAGGGUGUGAAAAGAAAGACACUCUUCAAGGAGAAAGGCUCCAAGCCGCGUGCCAUCGUGGUGGACCCCGUUCACGGCUUCAUGUACUGGACAGACUGGGGAACCCCCGCCGAGAUCAAGAAGGGGGGUCUGAACGGUGUCGACGUGUACUCGCUCGUGACGGAAGGCAUCCAGUGGCCCAAUGGCAUCACCCUGGAUCUUUCUGGUGGCCGCCUCUACUGGGUUGACUCCAAGCUCCACUCCAUCUCCAGCAUUGACGUCAACGGCGGGAACCGGAAGACCGUUUUGGAGGACAAGAAAAAGCUGGCACACCCCUUCUCCUUGGCCAUCUUCGAGGAUAAAAUAUUUUGGACGGACAUCAUCAACGAAGCCAUUUUCAGUGCCAACCGCCUCACAGGCUCAGACAUUAAUUUGGUGGCAGAAAACCUGUUGUCCCCGGAGGACAUUGUCCUUUUUCACAACCUCACACAGCCAAAAGGGGUGAACUGGUGUGAGAGGACCGCCCUUCGCAACGGUGGCUGCCAAUACCUGUGUCUCCCGGCCCCGCAGAUCAACCCCCACUCGCCCAAGUUCACCUGUGCCUGCCCUGAUGGCAUGCUGCUGGCCAAGGACAUGAGGAGCUGCCUCACAGGUCCUGAGCCUGGAGCGACCACCCAGGGCACCUCCACGGUCACGGUCAGGCCGACGGUCCGCUCCACAACCAUGGAGCCAAAGCACACAACCAGCCCGCAGUCCGUGGCCAGCCCUGAGUUCACCACGGCUGAGAUGGUGACAAUGUCCCACCACGCCCUGGGCGACGCGGCCAGCAGAGGAGAUGAGGAGAGGCCCAGGAGCGUGGGGGCGCUGUACAUCAUCCUCCCCGUCGUCCUGCUCACCCUCCUGUGUUUCGGGACCUUCCUCCUCUGGAAGAACUGGCGGCUGCGGAGCAUCAACAGCAUCAACUUCGACAACCCCGUGUACCAGAAGACCACAGAGGACGAGGUCCACAUCUGCUGCAGCCCGGACGGCUACACCUACCCUUCGAGACAGAUGGUCAGCCUGGAGGACGAGGCGGCGUGAGCUGCUGCUUCCAGGCCCGUCCUUCCCCGGAACCUGCUGCUGGUCACGGGCAGGAAGAACACUUUCUCCCCAGACCCUUGACCUGCCCCAAACCCUUCCUGAGACCUUGACGCCCUCCCGUUUCA
Molecule: messenger RNA, 2840 nt
Organism: Lontra canadensis (Northern American river otter)
Lineage: Eukaryota; Metazoa; Chordata; Mammalia; Carnivora; Mustelidae
Gene: LDLR
Product: low density lipoprotein receptor
Exons: 18
Coding region: 142-2715 (857 amino acids)
Molecular function (GO): protein binding; calcium ion binding
Source: RefSeq, a predicted model, not a curated record